AUGUCGCAGUCGCAGUUCCGAGUGAAGACGCACAGCACCACCAUCCUGACGGACCGCCACCUCAACCGUGGCACCGCCUUCACGGUGGAGCAGCGCAAGCAGCUCCACGUCCUUGGCCGCCUGCCGCCCGCCGUCGAGACGCUGGAGGAGCAGGUCUCCCGCCUGUACAACCAGCUGAAGAGGUACGACAAGCCGAUCAACCGCUACCAGCACCUUGCCUCCGUGCACUCGACGAACACGACCCUGUACUACGCCACCAUCCUUGCCCACCUGGAGGAGCUGCUCCCCAUCGUUUACACCCCGACAGUCGGUGAGGCGUGCGAGGACUACAGCCGCUACUUCUUCCGCGAGCGCGGUUUGUACUUCAACCGCACGUACAAGGGGCAGUUUCGGAGCAUCAUGCGGGACGCGGCGUACGAGCGGGUGGACGUUGUCGUCAUCACGGACGGCUCCCGCAUUCUCGGCCUUGGCGACCUCGGCGCGAACGGCAUUGGCAUCAGCAUCGGCAAGUGCUCCCUGUACGUUGCGGGUGCGGGGAUUAGCCCCCGGUACACCGUUCCCGUCAUGCUGGACGUGGGCACGAACACGGAAAGGUACCUGCAGGAGAAGGAGUACCUUGGCAUGCGCGAGAAGCGCCUCGGCGACGAGGAGUUCUACGCGGUGCUGGACGAGUUCAUGGAGGCGGCGAGCGCGGAGUGGCCGAACGCCGUCAUUCAGUUCGAGGACUUCAGCAACAACCACUGCUUCGACAUACUGCAGCGCUACCAGAAGAAGUACCGCUGCUUCAACGACGACAUUCAGGGCACGGGCGCGGUGAUUGCCGCCGGCUUCCUCAACGCCGUCAAGCUGUCGGGUGUUCCCCCGCUGCAGCAGCGCAUUCUUGUCUUUGGCGCGGGCUCGGCUGCCGUCGGCGUGGCGCAGAGCAUCGCGGAGCUCGCGGCGCACUUGUACGACGUCCCCGUGGAGGCCGUCCUCAAGACCUUCUACUUGGUCGACACCAAGGGCAUCGUGACGACGACGCGCGGCGACCAGCUCGCACCGCACAAGAAGCUGUUCGCCCGCACCGACAUCUCCGCGGAGGACUCGGCGCGGCUUCUCGCGCUUGAGGACAUUGUGCGGUUCGUGAAGCCAACGACGCUCCUCGGCCUCGGCGGCGUGGGGCCCGUCUUCACGGAGGAGAUUGUGCGGAUGGUGAGGCAGAACGCCCCCCGCCCCAUCAUCUUCCCGCUGUCGAACCCGACACGCAAGGCGGAGGUGACGCCGGAGAACGCCUACAAGUGGACGGACGGCGCGGCGAUCGUCGCGUCCGGCAGCCCGUUCCCGCCGACGGUGAUCGGGGGCAAGACGUUUAUCCCGUCGCAGGGCAACAACUUGUACGUCUUCCCCGGCAUCGGCCUUGGCUGCGCGCUGGCGCAGCCGGCGCACAUCCCCAGCGAGCUCCUGCUCGCGGCGUCGAAGUCGCUCAACCUCCUCACGUCGGAGGAGAACCUGCGGGCUGGCCGGCUGUACCCGCCGCUGGACGACAUCCACGACAUCUCCGCCCACAUCGCCACCGACGUGGUGCUGGAGGCGCAGCGCCUGGAGCUCGCCACCAACCACAGCCUCCCGCGCACCCGCGACGAACUUCUCGCCUACGUGAAGAAGUCGAUGUGGAACCCGGUGUACCCUGUGGAGCUCGAGAAGGUGUGA
This is a messenger RNA of Trypanosoma conorhini, 1689 nucleotides long. RefSeq names its product malic enzyme. Gene Ontology annotation, biological process: pyruvate metabolic process; malate metabolic process. NCBI's taxonomy places the organism in Eukaryota, Euglenozoa, Kinetoplastea, Trypanosomatida, Trypanosomatidae. The record is from RefSeq and is a predicted model, not a curated record. The transcript has a single exon. Bases 1 to 1689 code for a protein of 562 amino acids. Gene Ontology annotation, cellular component: mitochondrion. Gene Ontology annotation, molecular function: malate dehydrogenase (decarboxylating) (NAD+) activity; NAD binding.